AUGCAAGUUCAAGGCACAUUGCAGGCUCCAGUAGACGUUGGCCAACUCACAAGACCGGAUACUUGGGUUGGUUUUCAGUACAUUGACAUGCUCACCUUAUCAGGUGGUGGGACUUUUGAUGGCCAAGGAGCACUUUCUUGGAAUCAAAAUGACUGCCACAAAAACAAAAAUUGCAAACCUAUUCCCGUUAAUCUGCGGUUCGAAUCCGCACAAAUUCCAAAGUUCAGGACAUAA
Molecule: messenger RNA, 234 nt
Organism: Prunus armeniaca (apricot)
Lineage: Eukaryota; Viridiplantae; Streptophyta; Magnoliopsida; Rosales; Rosaceae
Source: the annotation of a GenBank genome assembly